AUGAUGGUCUGUUUCAGAUAUCUUUCUGCAGUCACCUCAGGUCGACCGUUACUGCAAGCUCUGAGUAUGAAUAGAAUAGCUGUUGGUCUUUCACAGACCUCACCGUACAAUACUUCAUCUAAUGAACCAACGCUAAAUGGAGAACAACAAAUUCUUCUCCAAUUACUGGAAGAAGAUAGCACAUCAGAUGCGAAAGCAGCCAGUGCUCUGUACUUCCGACGCAUAUUCACCUCUCGUUUGCCACGGGACGCAGUUGAUCCAGAAAAAUACACACGUCUGAACGGUAUUAAAGCCUUAAAAAACGGCGUUGUAUCGGGUACAGGCGAGUUCCGUAUUCAAUGCAUCUGGGCGUUAGGCAACAUUGCUGCCGACUGUGCUGAGUGCAAGAGGAAAUGUCGCGAAGCUGGUCUCCUUACCGACUUUCAGAUCAUAGCGAGGUUAUUAGCCCAACAAACUCAUACCGAACACAGCGAGGUGAAAAAUAUUGUGUGGUGUGCGAUGAACAUCCUGCGUGGAGGUGUUCAUAAUGGAGGUGUACCGAUUUCGACGAUAAAGCAGUUGACGACAUCGUUGACUGAGCUGGCAAAGCACUACAUCAUGUGCACAGAUCUGGCUAAGGAUUGCCUCUGGACGUUGGCAUCAGUUGCGGAUGAUAUGCACACGGGAAUACAGAUCGAUAUCGUGCUCGGUGAGCCGGGUUUGGUGGAUUUGGUGUUUGAGAUUCUGGAUUCGGUAAGGAUGAUGACAGUUUAUUCACAUGCUAACAACUUGCCCCUCAGUGACCUCCAUCACGGUGCGCUUCGUAUACUGGGCAACAUCAUCACCGGUAACGAUAUCCAGACAUCGGUGAUCGUUUCGCAUCCACGAUUUCUUGCCAUUUUGUUGCUGUUCGUGGAUGAAAAUGUGUACGCAAUGCUCCUCGAAGGUGUAGAAUCGUCAGAAAAAAAAUUCAAGAAGGAAUGUAUGUGGGCGAUUGCUAAUUUGUUUACUGGUGCAAACCGUGAUAGGAUUGGACUGAUGAUAGGAUCUGGUGUGUUCCUUGUUCUUCCGAAUCUUCUGUCAACGUCAGAUCCUCGACUAACCGAACGGUCAUUGAAUGCAAUGCGCUUGCUACUACUUGUAUAUCCGGAACAUGUUAGCUACGUUAAGAAUUCAAAUAUGCUGGACCGCGUGAGACCGAGUCUCCUUGAAAAUGAUGCGCAUCUGCAGGUGAUGAUAUUGGACUGA
Molecule: messenger RNA, 1227 nt
Organism: Angiostrongylus costaricensis
Lineage: Eukaryota; Metazoa; Nematoda; Chromadorea; Rhabditida; Metastrongylidae
Source: the annotation of a GenBank genome assembly